AUGAGCGUCCCUUCCUUCAUUCGGCCCCUUGUGGGCUCCGAGAUACGGACCGUCGAAAUGCACACUUCGGGCGAGCCGGCGCGCAUCGUGUACGCCGGAUACCCCGGAAUCCCCGGCACGCUUCUGGAACAGCGCUCGCUGGCCCGCUCCCGACUCGACCACGUCCGCCGCAGCAUCGUCUACGAGCCGCGCGGCCACCGGGACAUGUACGCCGCCGUCUUGAGACCGCACACGGAGCUGGUGGACGAGGGGAGGGCGCACAUGGGCGCUCUGUUCCUGACGCACGAGGGGUACGGCGUCAUGUGCGGCCACGCCACCAUCGCCCUCGGCAGGUUCCUCGUCGACUGCGACGACGAGACCGUCUUCCCGCGGCGCAGGGAUCUCGAGUUCGACGAGGAGAGGAAGCAGGUCGAGGUCCGCCUUCAUGCCCCCGUGGGGCUCGUUCGGGUAACGGUCCCGACCGUCAUGGUGGACGGGGUUUGGAGGACGGACACCAGCCGUCUAAUCACGUUCCUCUCCGUGCCCACGUUGGCGACGGCGAUAGACCUCUCCGUCUCGAUCCCGCCAAGCAUGCGGUGGGCCGAGUUGGGCGGCGGCGGUGCACAGGUGACGGUCGACGUCGGCUUCGGCGGCGCGUUCUACGCCGUCGUCCGCGCCUCCGCGCUGGGGUUCCCUGCUUCACUCGCGAAGCCCGACGUCGAGAGGCUGAGCAACGCCGCCAAGAGGUUAAAACAGGCGUUCAACGCUUCUCCCGACCUACGGGCCCGUCUGCGCAACCCGGACGACGGUGAUCCGCAAUACGUGUACGGCGUCAUGGUCACGGACGCGGGCAGCGGCGAUGAAGCCCCCGCGGUGCCGGGCAGCGGGGGCGCGGAGACGGGGCUGUACUUCUUUGGCGAUCAGCAGAUCGACCGGAGCCCGACCGGCUCCGUCGUGCAGGCGAGGGUGGCCCUGGCCGUGGCCAAGGGCGAGAGGAAGAUGGGGGAGUCGUGGACGUAUCACAGCCUGGUCUCGAGGGCUGUCGGGGGCUACAGGAGCGCCUUUGUCGGCACGCCGGUGGACGAGGUCGAGGUUAACGGGAGCAAGGCGUGGAGGGUCGAGGUCAGCGGCAGGGCCUUUUACGUCGGGUCGAGUACGUUUGUGGCGGAAGAGGAGGACGAUGUCGGCAGGGGGUUUUCGUUCCAGUCGUUGGGCCUUGGAAGCUGA
Molecule: messenger RNA, 1206 nt
Organism: Colletotrichum higginsianum IMI 349063
Lineage: Eukaryota; Fungi; Ascomycota; Sordariomycetes; Glomerellales; Glomerellaceae
Product: Proline racemase
Exons: 2
Coding region: 1-1206 (401 amino acids)
Molecular function (GO): hydro-lyase activity
Source: RefSeq, a predicted model, not a curated record